UGUAAUAACGCGGCCGUCUCCCUGACUCGCGUAAAUAGACACCAUUAACGUCUCCCUCAGCAGAACUCGCCCGUCAAUCUGCGAGCACAAUACAUGCUGGUUUGCCCGCGCGUUUCGUGUGGAGCUGGCAAGAGGGGACCGCGCUCGACAAAAUCUUCGUCCCCGCCACCCGAGGGUCAAUGUCCGAGCUUCGCCUCAGCAGGGAUAGCCUAGAUGCAAGGUCGCCAGCGGCGCUUGCCCAAGCGCUCCAAGGGCUACAGGAUAACAGCCAUGUAAUCCUGGACUUGCGGACUGGCUCAGGCUGUGCCGCGCGACUGCGACCUGUACCGUCUAGCGAGGCCACACUUCUGCAGGAGAGCAUGAAGGGCUCGACGGCUGUCUACACGGUGCUCAGCGCCAUGGCGGCUUCGCGCCACCACCGGCCGCUGCGGCUCAGCAUUCGCGGCCUCAGCGCAGCGCUACCUGAACCCCCGGCCGAGCUGCUCGAGCUGUUGCAGGAGUCCGACAUCAUCCAGGAGCUCCAGCUGGAAGACGUGUCCAUUGAGCGCCUUGCGCAGGAAGGCGCCGGCAACCUGCUCCGCAGCACCUCCACGCCCCCGGUCCCGGCGUGGUCCAUGGCUUCGCUGCACCCUGCCCAGACCCUGCUCGCUGUGCCCGCCACGCCAAUCAACAACAGUGCCGGCGGCGCCUUCGCCUUCGCCGAGUGCAGCGCUGCCCACCCCAUGUCGCCACUUCAAGCAGGCGCCGCUUCCGCGAGCGACAGCUUUGACAAGAUCCAAGACCUACACCCGUCCCAGUUCGACGGCCACGCUCUGAAGACGCAGCCGCAAGCGCGCAUGCCGGUCUCUGACGACUUCCGCGCCCGCGGCACUGGCCUGCUGCGCCUGGCGGCAGCGAUGCCAUCGCUGCGCCGCCUGAGCCUGCGCGCCGCCGUCUUUCCCGCGGCCGAGGUCGUCGCGCUGGCGGCGGCGGUGCCGCUGCUGGAGGAGUUGUCGCUAGACGGUGCCAUGGAGGUGGACACAGCAGGACCGGCGGUGGCGGCGGCGGUGGCGGCCUUGUCGCUCUCUAAGCCCGGCGCAGCUGUUUCGGCGGCGGCCGCCACCUCUGCCGCCACCUCGCACGUCUACAAGGGCCUCCUGGCGGCGCUGCCGCGGCUGCGGCUGCUCCGCCUGCCGCUGCCACUGGCAGCACCGCAGCAGCGGUCGGAGCUGGCCGCCGCUACUGUCGCCCACUCACCCUUUAUCGCUGACCCGUAUACCGUGGCGCCGGGCCUCGCCGCGCCGCUGCCCCUGCUGUACGACAGCGAUGACGAUGAUGACUGCUACAGCCUUGCGUCGGCCUACGGCAGCAGCAUCAGCCACAGCGGCGGCUCAUCGAGCAUCUUCAGCGGCUGGAGCGUCGCCGGCGCGAGCGCCGUCAGCACAGGCAGCGGCGCGGACGGCGCCGUCACGGCACACUCAGCCGCCGGCAGCUGCUGGCGCACUCCCGCCAUUGCGACGAGCUCCACCUUCGCUACUCCUGUGCACGCCACCCCCAAGGCUGUGGCGUUUCGCGCAGCCGCUGAGCCGUCGGACUGGACCUUCCCCAGCCGCCUGGCCGAGCUGUCGGUGCCCAUGUGCGGUGCCAACGGGCCCGUCUUCUUCGCUGCCCUCAACGUGCUCGGCGGAUGCGGCGGCAAGGCGGCUGAGGCCAAGACCGAGGAGGAGGAGGCUCAAGAGAAGGCGCGCCGCGGCCUGAGGGCGUUGCACGUGCCCUGCCCCACCGGCUACAGCCCCUGGGACGGCGCUUUCCUCAAGACGGAGCAAGACUUUGCCGCGCUUGCCGGCCUUGCUCCGGCUUUGGAGGUGCUGCACCUGGCCCUGCCGCCGGCCCUCACCGCGCCCGCCGCCGCCGGCCUGCUGCGCGCCUGCCUGAGCCAUCUUGCCAAGCUGCACGACGUCAAGGAGCUGCGUGUCAGCGGGGCAAAGCUGCCCGCCUGCUUCUCCGUGCGCAAGCUCCAGCCCGCGCCCGCCGAGUACCUGGCCUUCCGCACCUGCGGCACCGCCGCCACUGACGUCGCGGCCAGCAGCGGUGCUAGCGCUCUGCUGCCCUGCCUCGUCCGCUGCCCUACGCCUACCACGAGAACUGUCACAGAGGUCACCAGCGCCGACGCCCCCGGUCCCAUGACCCUCACAUUGCCCGCCGCUCUCGCCACGCCGACGCCGCUGACCCCAGUCAUGCCGCCUCCGCGUCGGCUUGCGCCACCACCCUCGCCGUCACCGAUGCCGUGCCGACCAGCCACGGCCAGCAGCCCCUUCUCAAGCGGUGCCGCUGCCAGCCUGUUUGCACUGUUCCCCAGCGGCCCACCGCCUACUGCUGGCGGCGCAGCUGCCGGCGCCCUUCCCGCGCUGGGUGGCCUGCCGCCGCUGCCUGCGCUGCCGCCGAUGUGGCUGAGCUCACCAGCAGCAGCCUCCGCAGCUCCUGCGUCUGCUGGCACUUCUGCCUUCUCCUGCGCCGCGGAGCUCCCUGCCGGUGGUCGAGCUGGAUUGCUGCUGCCGUUGGCGCUGAUGAGCGGACCUUCCAUCUUUGCUGGCGCCUCGGCCGCGUCCGGCCGCGCCGCCAGGAGCACCUCCGCCCGCGCUCUGAGCUUCGGUGGGCUGGCCACCGCUGCCGCGACGCCCGCGCCCACGACACCUGCUGCGGCUCCCGCCGCCAUGGGCACUGCGGCCGGCGCCGCUGAUGCCACGUCCAGCGAGAGCGUGCUGCUGUCGCGGCUGCUGCUGCAAUGGCCGCGCCUGGAGUCGGUGGUGCUGCUCGGCCACAGCGUCAUUCGCACGCCGGCCGCCGCUGCAGGCACUGGCACCGGCUCCGCUCAUCGCCUGGUGUCGCCAUCCUCCCUUGAGGAACUGAUGGCGCUGCGGCAUCGGCCCAUCCGUGGCAGCCGCGUCAACGCCAAGAGCAAGAGCAGCAGCGGUAGCGACGACGAUGGCGCGAAUGGUCUUGUCAGCGGCGCAAGCGGCGGCGGCCGCCGCACGCGCUCCCUGGCAAGCCAUUUUGCGGCCACGACAAUGGGUGCCGAGGACGCUGCUCAUCGCCGCGCAACCAAACGGCACCGCCACGAUCGUGCUGUGGCGGCGGCUGCAGCUGCAGCGGCUACAGCCGGUGCUGGCUCGUUUUACCCUGUGAUGGACGGCAACACCGACAGCGAUGACCUUGGUGACUUGCCCCGGUUCAGCCGCGGCCGGGCCUGCGGCUGCAACUGCGAUGUCUGCGGUGGCAGUAGCAGCAGCGCGAGUGGCGGCAGUAGCUGCGGCAGUGGUGACGAGGGCGAUGCAUCGGACUCCGAGGCGGCCGCGGCAGCGGGGCUGCAGGGGUCCCCCGCGGCGGCGAUGGCGAAGCGUUGCAACUGCUGCGCCUGAGUGUCUGGACGCAUGGAACAAUUUAAUGUGGUUACUGAUGCAGGGUUACGUGCUGUGGCGGUGUGUGCAGUGCAGGUGCGUAGCGCGUGAGGGUUAGCAGGGCUGGCUCCGUCAGCACGCCGCCGCAGGGAGGGAAUUCGACACGCAUGAGAUGGACAAGCGUGAUGCGUGCAUGAGCAGUGCUAAACGAAGGAAACGCCCAUCCUAAUUUUGAAGUCCGCAUGGCCGCACUAGACCUUUGCGCGCCAUGUGACCUAGUUUACGCGCGAGAGAGGAAGGCGUCUGAGAUGGUUGCACACAAGUAGUCGAUAACCGCGUUGCUGGGCGCGUGGCUUUGGGAGAGGUCAUAAACCGCUUCACCUUUUAGCAUUCUUGUUUUUACGUUGUUUUAUUCCUUGCAAUGUACUGCUCGGCCCCGGUCACAAGAGGAGUCUUGGGUGCCGGCGCAAGUACAAGCGCUAGGCUGGGUCGUAUGUAUGGAUGGAGGUGUGGUAAGCAGGACUUGUUUCAGGCAUGCGCCUUUUCGAGACCAUGCAUGCUGCUUGUACUUCUGGCUGGCACAACCCUCCAUAGCCAGUGCUUCCGAGGGCACUGUGACGGCUUCUGCAUUUUUAGCUCCGCUGGUGGAUGCUCACUUACGUUGUGUGCCGACACAGCACACGACGGCCGGUCCCCUGUCCACUUGCAGGGUGGGAAGACGCAUUGCACUGGUUUCAGUUGUUUUAUGCGUAUAGUCAUGUUCGCCCUCCGAGGAAAAUAAUGCUGGGUGGCGUGUGAGGUGCAGCAGGGAUGUGUAGUACUUAAGCCCUAGGGGCAUGGACACGAGGGGCGCGAGGAAGGCAAAAGCUCCCGAGAGACCCGAGAGAACCGGCGAGGGAGUUGGGACUGGGAGUUUGGAGUGCGUGUGCAGGUAUUCAAUUUCUGGAAGUCGUGCACAGGAUGCAUGCCAAGAAAGUGAGGGUUGAUAAGGCGCGAAGCUGCAUGCAGCGGGCGUGGAUGUGAAAGCGAGACUUGAGUGGGGUGGUUACAAAUUACGGUGUGGUGUUGCCGGUAGUGUGAUGCACGUCCAGACGACGAUUGAAAAAUUGCGUGAAGCAUUGCAAUCAAGUCACAGCGUGCGUACCGUCAGAAGGUGAUGUGGAAGGUCCUCCGUUUAAUUGUUGAGGGCCUGGAACUUAUAACAGGAAGACGUGAUGAGAUGUGUGGUGUUCGCGAGUGUGGGCAGGCUAGUUCAAAUCAGGUGGCAGCCCACUGAGCAGGAAAACGCGCUGACGCGGAUCACACGCAAGCCCCGAGACGAAGUUGGCGAAGAUCGAAGUACCGUGGCCAAGUCCAAUACCAUAGUUUUUGGUUCAAACGUCAUUCUAAUGCUGGCGUUUCGUCCCACAUACAUUCAUCGUUUGCUGGUGCUCUACAGUUGUGCAGAUUGCGUGUACGCCUGUGCUUACGAGAUGUCAGGUGUUUUGUGUUGGCGAGGUUUGUCGCUGUGUGACACCCCUGCCAGUGUUGUCUCCUUAUGAAUAGAUGCCGUCGCUCUGAGGCGGACUGCUUUUUGAAUAUGUCCCAACAUAUGACGAGGCACGCAGCUGGUGCCCGGUUGCUUUGGGCUGGACAUGGACGGUUAGAAGGUUAGGACCGACAAAAUGGAGAUGGUACCACAGUAUUGAAUUGCCGCCCGCCAGGCCUGCUCACUUGCAUAUGUGCUAUGGAACCCUUCCGUGUUUACGUGUUUUGAUGCAGGACGUGGUUAUGCCGGGCUGUGUAAGGGAUCGACGGCCCUGAGGUGCGCGCAAUUUUUGCCCCAGGAACGCUCGAUGCAGAAACGAAGGAAGGUGUGGACAGAAAAAAAUACGUGUGCCUGUCAAGGUGUUCGGGGAUGCAGUGCAGGUUGAUCGUUCUGCUUCUGUGGAUCAUGGUGGUGAUGGGACAAGGACGGAUACGUGCGUGCAAGCCCGCCGCUGUUUCCCCGGCGCAAAUUGCUCGGGAGGGGCUGUUUGCAAGGCUGUGUCCCGCAACGGAUGGUUGCAUUUGUUUGCUGUGUGCACGAUACGACGCAGGUUGUGUGAGCUUUCGAAGACGCUGCUGCUGCCCUGAUACAUUCAUCGCAGUAUGUAUGUUGUUUGUUGCUUAGUUGGUGCUUAUUGACGUGCGCUGCUGUCUGGAAGCGCGUUUGAUGUUUGCGGCUUUCAUGUACCGCGGUGUGUAUUAUAACCAUACUAACAACAGUGCGACAGUUCAUUGGCGCAGCUGGAUCAUAAAGGCAUUACAGGUACGGCGAUUGGGAGGUCAGUUGGCGGUGCCAGGUGGCAUGGGUCGACUGGGUUGGCCGCAUCCGUGGCUAGCACGGAGCACAGUCCGAUGGUGCCCGGUAUUAGGGGUCAACGUGUGCAUGCUGUCGGCGGUGCCGGGCGAUGUUUAGGAGGGCAGGACAAGGUGGAGGCGUGGCCGGGCGGUACAAGAUUUGUUUGGGGUCGGGAAUUCCCGUGCGGGAGUGGUGCUGUAGUCCAGAAUGUCGGCGUUGGAAAUAAAAGCAUGAAAUAAAAUGUUUGGGUGUUUUAGAAGUCAGUGUGUCGCCUGGGUGGUGGUUUUAGUCAGGGGCGCGCCCCUCAAUGCAUUUAGUUCUUGCUUCCCCACAUUUAAUACGUUUGGUAGAUGUGCAUAUGAGCCAAUGUGUAACUCCGUUGAGCU
Chlamydomonas reinhardtii is the source of this 6086-nucleotide messenger RNA. RefSeq lists its product as uncharacterized. The transcript is spliced from 5 exons. NCBI's taxonomy places the organism in Eukaryota, Viridiplantae, Chlorophyta, Chlorophyceae, Chlamydomonadales, Chlamydomonadaceae. The coding region runs from base 180 to 3398 and encodes 1072 amino acids. The record is from RefSeq and is a predicted model, not a curated record.